Molecule: messenger RNA, 1797 nt
Organism: Coniosporium apollinis CBS 100218
Lineage: Eukaryota; Fungi; Ascomycota; Dothideomycetes
Product: aspartyl-tRNA synthetase
Exons: 4
Coding region: 1-1797 (598 amino acids)
Biological process (GO): aspartyl-tRNA aminoacylation
Cellular component (GO): mitochondrion; cytoplasm
Molecular function (GO): ATP binding; aspartate-tRNA ligase activity
Source: RefSeq, a predicted model, not a curated record
AUGUCACCUGGCGAGGAUGUAGUCCUCCACGGCUACCUCGGAUCACGGUCCGACUUGUCUAAGAAUUUCUGUUUUGUUCCCCUUCUCAGCAAGGACCUCAGUCAUAGUGUGCAAAUCAUAUCAACAGCUAAAUCGCCAGACGGCGAGCAGAGAUCCUGUCACGCGAUACUAAAGAGCUUGAGUGCGCAAUCGCCUGUGGUUGUCAAGGGUAGACUUAAACCCCGCGAGCCCACCAAGAAGGACCUUGGCGAUAUCAAAAAGGUCAAGAAUAUAGAAGUUGAGCUUCUCGACAUCCAAGCUCUCAAUGAGUUUCCGAAAGACAUCAUUAUCACCGAGGAGACGAACUUCCCUCCAGAGCAACGUCACCUGCAGAUCCGCAACGACAAGACUAUACGCGAUGCGCUCGCCUUCAGAAGUCGAGCAGCAAACAUAUGCAGAGAUGAACUGAGUAGCAAGCAUGAUUUCUUAGAAAUUGAGACGCCACUACUGUUCAAAUCUACUCCGGAAGGCGCGCGGGAGUUCUUGGUCCCUACGCGUACCAAGGGUCUGGCUUAUGCCCUUCCGCAAAGCCCUCAGCAGUAUAAACAGAUCUUGAUGGGCAGCGGUAUUCCGAGGUACUACCAGAUUGCACGAUGCUUCCGCGAUGAGGAUCUGCGAGCUGAUAGACAGCCUGAGUUCACACAACUUGACCUGGAGAUGUCAUUUGCAAAGGGCGAGGAUGUCAUGCAGACCAUCGAGGCUUUGCUCCGGCGCUUGUGGGACGAGAUGCUUAACGUGACUAACCUUCCCGCUCCCUUCCCGCGGAUGACAUACGAAGAGGCUAUGUCUAGGUACGGAUCUGACAAGCCGGACCUGCGGCUUGGAGCGGAGAUCAUGAGGAUCGGCCACCUCCUACCUGUUGAUCUGAUAAGCAAAAUAGGACCACUCACAGAUCCCAUAGUCGAUGUCCUGAAACUCCCCAUCUCAGAGCAGCCCGCAGAGACCCGAAAGUUUGUCUCACAAUUUAUGGACUCACCCGAGGCCUUACCGUUCAUCAACAACCCUGAAGGGCAGCCCGGUAUCUUCAUCGUCGACUCCAGAAAGCCACUACAAGGCCUGCAGCCCUUCGGCUUCGAAGCAGCUGAGCAACUGGAAGAGCUGCUCGAGCUCGAAGAUGGCGACCUCGUCGUCCUCCAAGCGCGCAAGAACGCUCCUUUCAGCGGCGGCUCAACGCCACUUGGCAAUCUACGUCUCGCACUCCACCGCGCAGCAGUUGCCGGAGGUUACAUACCCGCCCCUAAAGGCUUCGAAUUCUUAUGGAUUACGGACUUUCCACUCUUCUCACCGAGCAAUGAUACCGACCCCGGCCAAGGCGGUGCGGCAGGACUGUCCUCGACGCAUCACCCCUUCACGGCGCCGAAGAGCGUAGAAGAUGUUGAUCUCCUCGUGGACAACCCCGCCAGUGUCCGCGCUGAGCACUACGACAUCGUGGUCAACGGUGUUGAGCUCGGUGGAGGCAGCCGCCGUAUUCACGACGUAAGAGUACAGGAAUACAUCCUCCGCAACGUGCUAAAGAUGAGUGAUGAACGUUUGGAAGACUUCAGGCAUCUUCUUGACGUUCUGCGCGCUGGAUGCCCGCCACAUGCUGGUAUCGCGCUAGGGUUCGACCGACUGAUUGCUGUCAUGCUUGGAAGAGACUCUGUCAGGGACGUCAUUGCAUUUCCGAAAAGUGGGAAGGGCGAGGAUCUGCUGGUCAAGAGCCCGACUGCCUUGACUGAAAAGCAGCUGGAGACGUAUCAUCUGCGGCUGCGUGACUGA